GCUCAGGCUGCGUUCCCCAUAGCUCUACGUUUCACUAGAGUGCAACACAACUCUGCCUCAACGGACUGACACAGGAUUAAUUUUUUCUUCUGCCAAACAUCAGCAGUGAACAAUUCUAACAACAUCAACCGUCUUAGAAACCACAAAGAAAGGACCCUGACCAUGUGCUCUGUGGCUAGGAAGUCUUGUUCAACCACAGAAAGCCAGCUUCAGCCCAACUCACCCUGAUACUUGGUUUGAAUAGGAAAGAAAGUGCCAACUGUACUAGUGGGCUGUGUAUUGAGAGGACCAUGGGGGCCAAGCAGUCUAGAAGUUUCUCCAGAGAAGAGUUGAGUCAGGUGAGUGUGAGUCAGGGAAGGAGGACCCCCGGAAGAGACGACCAUCCCAGUCUGUCAUCUGCCGCAGAGAGGAUCCGCAAAAACACCACCACGCACUUCGGCUACAGCACCCUCAGUAUGUCCAUGCGUGGGCUCGACGAGAUGCCUGCCGAGCUGUGGGAACUGAGAGAGCUGGAGAAACUCAACCUCUCCCUGAACUACUUGUGUGCUCUCCCUCCAGCAGUGGGCACUCUGGACAACCUGGUGAUCCUCAACCUGUGGGGAAACAACCUGACGUGCCUGCCGCCUGAAAUCGGCCUGCUCAAGAAGCUCCGCGUCCUCUUUGCUUACCGCAACCAUCUGAGUGAGGUGCCUGAGGAGCUGGGCUCCUGUACCCGCCUGGAGGUGCUCAGCCUGGCUAACAACAAGAUCACGGGCCUCCCUGGCAGCCUGGCGGCCAUGCGCAACCUAACCAAGCUCAACCUCAGUCACAACCGCAUGGCCCACAUCCCCACCUGCGUCUACAGUAUGAAGGGUCUGGUCUUCCUUCACCUGGCGUGCAACCGGCUCGAGAACAUCGCCGACCAAAUCCAGGACCUGGUCAACCUGAAGAUCCUCAUCGUGGAGGGGAACAGUAUCCACGUGCUGCCUAAGACCCUGUGCUUCCUGGAUACGCUGGAACUGUUGAACGUGGACUUUAAUGACCUGCAGAGUGUGCCUGUGGAGAUGUAUCAGCUGAGCCGACUGGGUAAACUGGCAUGUCAUCCAAUGGAUAAAGGGCUGCACAUUGUCCAUAACCCCCUGCUCAAACCUAUUCAGGAGGUGCUGCAGGGAGGCCUUAGUGCUCUCUAUAACUACCUCAAGCCUGGAUGAGGGAAACGAGUGUAGUUUAUGAAUGUGUAUGUGUUUGUGUGUGACUGCGUGUGUGUGUGUGUUCCUUGUACUCAUAUCAGUGAUGUUGUUCAACGCUUAUGUAUAAGUAUAAGAUCUGAUUACCGAGAGAUUAACUGCAAGGAUGGGAUCACCUUUUGUAAUUGUGACCUUGCUGUACAGAUGAGAUGAUAAAAUGCUUUCUGAGACUGCCAGGUGUAAAUGAAUGAAUUUUCCUGUGACACAUGAAUACCAUGAAAACCAUGUCAAAAGUCUGUAUAAUCCAUUAAUUCGAGUUUCACAAUUCACCGAUUCACCCCUCUAGUUUGGGGUAGCUCCUUUUCCCUUCUCAGUUGACUUAGUUGGUCCCAUCAGUAAAAGGGCAGUUGGGUGUGUGGGCCAGUGACAGCACGCACCCCUUCCCCCUUUCCCAUCCAGGUGAUGAGGAUCAGGUAUGGGGAGUGGAGACCGGCAAUGGAAACUGUGUUGGUGAGGGCUUUACAUCCAAACAAAAGCAGGUCUUAGACUCUGAUUAAAUGUUCCACUCCAACACAUCAACACCCUGGUCAGAAGCAGCCCCUGAAGUGGCGG
Messenger RNA from Osmerus eperlanus (European smelt), 1778 nucleotides. Its product is annotated as leucine-rich repeat-containing protein 30-like. The transcript has a single exon. NCBI's taxonomy places the organism in Eukaryota, Metazoa, Chordata, Actinopteri, Osmeriformes, Osmeridae. The record is from RefSeq and is a predicted model, not a curated record. Bases 291 to 1190 code for a protein of 299 amino acids. Gene Ontology annotation, molecular function: protein binding.